Molecule: messenger RNA, 1112 nt
Organism: Leopardus geoffroyi (Geoffroy's cat)
Lineage: Eukaryota; Metazoa; Chordata; Mammalia; Carnivora; Felidae
Gene: SC5D
Product: sterol-C5-desaturase
Exons: 5
Coding region: 129-1028 (299 amino acids)
Molecular function (GO): oxidoreductase activity; iron ion binding
Source: RefSeq, a predicted model, not a curated record
GGCCGCUAGGAGCGUGUGUCUGGCUACGCCCCUCCCUGCCCGGCCCGCUGGCUGAAGGCCGCUGGGCUCACUUUGGCCCAAGGCAACCUGCGACGUCGGCGGCGGUGAAACCUUCGGAAGGGACUAAGAUGGAUCUUGUACUCAGUGCUGCAGAUUAUUAUUUUUUUACGCCGUACAUCUACCCAGCCUCGUGGCCCGAAGACGACAUCUUCCGACAAACUAUUAGUCUCCUAAUUGUAACAAAUCUUGGCGCUUAUAUCCUUUAUUUCUUCUUUGCAACACUGAGCUAUUAUUUUGUCUUUGAUCAUUCAUUAAUGAAGCAUCCACAGUUUUUAAAGAAUCAAGUCUAUAGAGAGAUUACGUUUACUGUGCAGUCAUUGCCGUGGAUUAGUAUUCCCACUGUUGCAUUGUUCCUGCUAGAGUUGAGAGGUUACAGCAAAUUAUAUGAUGACGUAGGAGAGUUUCCAAGUGGCUGGUUUCGGCUCAUUGUUAGUAUACUGUCCUUCCUCUUUUUCACUGACAUGCUGAUCUACUGGAUUCACAGAGGCCUUCAUCAUAGACUUGUGUAUAAGCGCAUACACAAACCUCAUCAUCUCUGGAAGAUUCCUACUCCAUUUGCAAGUCAUGCUUUUCACCCUGUGGAUGGCUUCCUUCAGAGUCUACCUUACCAUAUAUACCCUUUUAUCUUUCCACUACACAAGGUGGUUUACUUAGGCUUGUACAUCCUGGUCAAUAUCUGGACGAUUUCCAUUCAUGAUGGUGAUUUCCGUGUUCCCCACCUUUUAAGGCCAUUUAUUAAUGGCUCAGCCCAUCAUACAGACCACCACAUGUUCUUUGACUAUAACUAUGGGCAGUAUUUCACCUUGUGGGAUAGAAUUGGAGGCUCAUUCAAAAAUCCUUCCUCCUUUGAAGGGAAGGGACCACUUAGUUACGUGAAGAAGAUGACAGAAGAAAAGUGGAACAGCCACGCAGAAAACGGUUGUAAAAAUGAAAAAUUGUUCAGUGGAGAGCUUACAAAGACUGAGUAAUAGAUUUUUGCCCUGUUAUUGAAUACGACAAAAUAUUUUUAGUUAAGGAAAAAUAAUCUACAUACAUACAACCAAGAGACAUAG